AUGAGUAGUGCUCAGGGAGUGUGGAGUGGCAGUGUACCAGCGGAAUCGACGGCUAUGAAUGGCAUUCGAAACGGUAUAUUGUAUUUCUUUGGAAUUAUAUGUUUCUCGUUUUUUUAAAUUUCUUUCUAACUUUAUUCAUUUUUGGGGGUGAGUUUGAGUGAUAAGUCAGAGAACAUAUUGAGAUUUGCGAUCCUGUUGGUCUGUCUGAGAAAUAUUUUCGUCCCUCCGAGGACCACUUAGGUUCAAGUCCUCCGAGUUACCACUUAAACUUACCACCAAUUGUUUCAAGUUGCGCUACGCACUAUUACGACUUUAAAACUACCGUAGCAAUAUAAUUAUUACUUUUAGAAAGGAUUGUUGAAUUUUGAAAUUUUCGCGUUUUGGCUCACGAUUAUAUUGGGUUUUAAGUUUCUUGCUCAAGCUUUAGAGGCGCGAAACUCUUGCACGACUCGAAAUAACAAUCUUCGCCUCCAGAGCUUAUUGAAAAUAGUCAAUUCACUUUUUAAUACUUGUGCAAGUGUUUUUGAACAUGCCGUGUUCCUUGGAAAGCAUCUUGAUUAUUUUUGAAAAGUGAAGGUUUUCUUAAAAAAUGAUUCUAAGCUCCCAUUUUCGCAUUCUCACUUUUUCGUGGAAAUAGAGGGGAAAAUUUGUUGUAAAUUUAAAAAUAGUGAAAGUACGAAUAUUCGCGGAAAUCUUUCCUUUUGGAUCGUUGUAAUAAAAAAUUGGAAGUCCUUUUUAUUUUUUCCUAUUUAAAAAAAAAUUUCUGAGUAGAUUUCAAAUCGCUCUUUUCACGAAUUAUUCACGAUUCCUAUAUUUUUUUCUUGAGGAGUUGGGGAUAUAGAAAGUAUCAAUACGAUUUUCAAUGGAAAAAGUAUCUUACUUCAUUUAAAACGCUUCAGGAACAACUGAACUACCGCCGCCGGUAUCUCGCGAACGUCACGGCUCAUCUGGAGCCAGUUCGGUGGCCUCGGUGCCAACCUAUCCACAACAUCAUCACCAGCACAACAACGUCAACGGGUUUCCUUCGUUUCGUCGCGGUGGAGGGAUGCGCGACUACGGAGGACGUCGGAGUACUGAUUACAGUUUCUUCGUCGUUAUUUUUUAUUAUUUUUUUUCUCAAUUAGGAAUGGCCGGUUUUUGUUUUAGCAGAGCGUGCGAUAUGCGUUUCUAGUUUCAAUCAAAAAGUUGAAUUUUUAGAUUUUGCUCAUGAGGGAGUACUUUUACUUUGCUGCCGGGAAUUUCCUGAAGGCCAAAAUACUUAAUGUACCAGGAAGAAGAUAAGGGAAGUUUCAACCUGCACAAGCUUCAAAAUAGCUCGUUUUAACUGAUUUCGAGAGUCUUCUUCGACUUUAAGGUGUCUUUUUUCGAAAAAUAGAAACCUGGUCAGAUUGAGACUUUCAGAACUUUUUUCCGGUAAAUCAAGAAGUUCUCUAGUCAAUUUCUAGGAAAAUCGCAAACUAAUAUGACCUCCAGUGUUAGAAAACUUUUAUUUGAUAUUUGGAAUUCAGAGAACUUCACGUUAAUCUUCAGACUUCGGGCGCCGCGGUGGAAUGAGGAAUUUUGACGAUCCGAGAGGCUACUCGGACUACUACAAAGGCCCACACAUGUCAAUGCACGGAAAUAAGUAGUUUAGGGGGAAAGAAAGGGGAUUUUGUAUGUCUUGGGAUUCAGUUUCCACUACAGCCGCCAGUGGAACGACUACAAUGCUCCGCGUGAGCGUCGGACAUCAAUGCAAUAUCGGGACAAUCAGACCUUGUGUGAGUUUUCCGAGUAAUAAGAUAGUAGUUUUGAUGCGGUUACCACAAGGAAGGUCAUUCUACAUUGAAGAUGAGCGUUUUUGUUAAGAUUUUGACUUGUGAAUCCCUUGGCGUACCAGAAGAAAAUUUUGAAGUUUUCUUCGACUUUCAGCUAAUCCUUUUCGCUCAAAGUUCAGUUUGAAGGCGGUUUCGGAGCAUUUUUCAGAUUUCACUUUUUCCCGAGUGCAGUGCUUUUGAGCCAGCUCUCUAAAGUAUUUCUUGAUUUCAUUUCAUGUUUUAUGAAAUUGUUAACUAAUUAAAUCUGCACAGCAUCGUAGUUAUCGAGAAAUGAAGGCUCCAGUUACAAAUAUGACCCGUUUUAAAGUUUUUAAUCGUUUUCUUUGACUUCGAGGUGUCCUUUCUCAAAAACUCUGAAGUUUUUCAGGUUGAAACUUUCAGAAUCUUCAUCUUGCAGUUCAAAAAGUGCUAAUGCUAAUUUUGAGCAAAUUUCUUAACCACUAAAUAAAAUCACUUUCCAUUCUCAGGUGCUGAAAAAUUUUAAGAGCUAAAGUUUUCCAAAAGGAAAGUUAAGUAGUUUUCAAAAGGUCAAAAGGCUGAGGCCGAUGACCACAAAAAAAGAAACUGAUACCGAGUAAAAAAUUUUUUUUUUUAUUGAAAAAAAUAGUGGUCAUUAUUUAGCAGUUCUAUGACAUUUUCCCACUCGCUAUUCUGACUAGGGAACUACUCGGACUCGGGUACGCGUUUCGAGUUGAAACUUUGGUGGCUUAGAGACUUGGGUAAGAGUACUUGGAAACAAGAGAGAUUAUCUGCUAAACACCAUAGACUUCUGAGAAAAUGCUUUUUGAAAAUGAACAGUUUAGGCUUAAAAAUUAUCAAGUUUUUGCUUUCCUCCGUCUUUUAGCUGGAAAAAAGUUUUUUGAAGUUUAUCAUAGCCGGAUCAUUCGAUGCGAUUGUACUAAAGUAUAAAAUAAGGUAAAAAACAGUAUUCUGAAAAUUUUCAGGCCUAAUUUUCACAUUUUCUACAAAUUUUUUCUCAGUUUUCUAUUGGGUUUAGCAGAUAUUCUCACUUAGGUCUAUAAACCACUAAAGUUUGAACUCGAUCUGCGUACUCGAGUCCGAGUAGUUCCCUAGUGAGAAAAAUUGUAUUGUUUGAACAAAAAAAGGUUAUAAAAAAAUUAAACAGUUUAUUUGAAUGAUGUAUAGAAGUUUGUCUAGAUCAUCUAGUUCUAGAAAAAGUGUAGCGAAAAUGAUUUUUUUUCAUUAGCGCGUCGUUCUUCACCGGUUCGCGCUCGAUACGAAGAUAAUAUGGAAGAAGGGAGCACUUUGCCGAGAUACAGAGCUGCUGGUACAGCUCCAAGCAGUAGGUUGGUAAAGCUUGAAGAGAACUCAAGUUCUGGAAAAUUUUAUGAUGAACAUUUUAGAAAAUAGAGGCUUUCCUACUGUAACAAAGGAUGAUGAAAGUACAAUUUCGGCCAAAAAUUGAGCUGAUAAAAAAAGAGAAAAUAAAGAAAAAUGAGUACUUAGCUCAGAAGUCUGGGUGGGAAGCCCAUGUGUCCUUCAUCUCUUUUAAAAGAUUUUAACCAUUAAGUGAUAUUUCAUGUGCUCAUUCUCGUGCUCAGGUUCCCCAAAAUUGAACGCUCAGAGCAGAAUUUUCACUUUUGCGCUAAGUCGAAAAAGUGCUCUCAAUUACUAACAAUUUCACCACGGAAAACAGUGAUCUGAGGUCAAAAAUAGAGCGAAAUAUAGGUUUCAUGGAGUGAGUCCAAUUAAAUUCAUUUUAAUUUUGACUGGAAGAGUUCUAAUGGUGUCUUUUGAGUGAUAGUUCAAAGUUCAAGUUAUUUGGUUCAAUCUCUUACUUUGAAAGCUAGUUGCAAAGUUCUCAAACCUGAAAAUUGAAAAAAAAAAGUUUUUUAGAAUCUUUCUCGGGGAAAUAAACGUUAUUCACGAUAGAGCUUAAUAGUCAGAGUGAAUUUUUUGGACGUAAGUUUGAUAAUGAGCCUUAAAAUUUGCCUAAAGAAGAACGGGAAUGAAAGAACAGCAACGGCUUGAAGAGACGCUAGAAUGAGAGUAGUUCGAGCUUCUCUCGCGUCUCUUCAGACCUUCAUUUUAUUUUUUUUUUUUUUUUGUACAUUUGUUCUUCCUUUCAAUUAUUUUUUUAGAGCUGUAGUUCCGAUACAAGUUGUAAUGUUUUUUCCAGCAUUUCACCGUUUGCCGCCGGUCAGAAUCUAACAAAAAGCGACGCCCUCAAUGUUACACGAGGUUUGAAAAAGUUUAAGUCUGCAAAAUAGUAAUCGCUGCUUUUCUUACAUUUUUUCUCUCGAAAUUAGGCAUUUUUCAAUCGAAAAAAAAACUGUCUAUCACCUUUUUUUCCGAAAUUUUGAUAUUUUUCAGAAAUGUCUUCAACUACACCACAGUCCUCUCCGAAUGGCGGAGUACAAAGUCAAACUGACAAGUAAUUUUGAAAGAGAGAGAAUGGACAAAAAGUUAUUUUUCCAGAGAUGUGGACUUUAAAUUUUUGCUCCAAAGUGCACUAUGGCAGAGUGGGUUUUGUUCUUUUCAUUUUUGGCAAUUUCAUCUCAUUUACGGUUCAAAAAAAAGUUUUUCGCGAUUCGAUCGUCUUGAAUUUGACAAAAAGAAGCAUCAGCCUAUCCUUGAGUCCAAAAGGAGAUUUAAAAAAAGUUUAAAUAAGAGAAUUUCUCCAAAUACAAUCGUCAAGUUUUUUGUAAAAGCUAGCCCUUGACUUUUCCGGCUGUGAAAAAUUGCGAAGAUCGGAAGGUUUUGUCGAUUUAUCCGGAGUUUUUUCUAGUAUCUUCUACUUAUUCGUUGUAUGUUUGUGAGUUAAGGAAAGCUAAAGAAUUAUAAUUACUGUCAGAAAGUUCAUUUUUGGAUUCUGAAAUUCCAUUUUAAAGUUCAUUAAUUUCAUUUUUUUAAGUUCUUACAUUUAUUUUUUUGACUUCGAAAAUUUCAUAAUUAACUUCAGAAAGAUCAAUUUUUUUGAAUUUACAAGCUUCAUAUUUGAUUUGAGGAGUUACGUAUUUGGAAGCAAAAUUGAUAACUUAGAACUCAAAAUUUCCUAUUUGACCUCAGAAGUUUCAGCGUCUUCGCCGUACGCGACCGUCUCGACGCCGACCCAAGAAGCGGCUCCGAGCUACAAAAGCGCUGGGAACUCGCCGGACGGAAACUCGGAAGCAGCCGCCGCCGCCAGCAACUUUUCCGCAGCCUUCAGCAACGCGGUGUCCCAACAGAGCAUGUACGCCUGGAUUCUGCAGUCAGUUUUCUUUUCCUAUUCUUCUUUUUUCCCUUUUUUUUUUUGAAACAGGUUUUAUAUUUUUAAUUUUUCACGACUUGAAAGGCGAGAUGGGUUAAUUGGCAAAGGUGACGCGUUGCGUACGCGAUGCGGCUUUUCGGCGGGGAAGUCAGAGUCAAACGCGAGCCGCUUUCAUUUUUCAUCUGCUGUAAAAAGUAUAAAAACGAAAAAAAACAUCUUCUUUUUCGAAAAUUCAUCGAACAUUGCGUUUGACCUCCAGCUUUCCGAAAAAAAAAGCCGCGACGCGUACGCAACGCUUUGUUCUUGCCAAUCUACCCAUUUUGCCUUUCAAGUCGGCAAGAAUUGACUACAACUCGAUGAAUGGAUGAAUGCAAUGCGAAGGGAAAACUGACUUGUAUCUAUCGAACUAUUCCGUUUUUUUUUCUUUUAGAAAAUCAUGGAAAAUCAACAUUCUUUGAGUAUAACUCGGAAACGAAUUGAAGUGAUUGGCUUGGGCUUUGGGAAAAUAAUCUUGAUUUAAUUUAAAAAAACUUGAAUGGGGAAUGGAGUGAUUUAUUGAUGAUUGAAGAUUGGAGAUCAGAGAAAUUUUCCAUGGGUGAGUGGAAAAUUAGAAGAUGAGUUUUUCUCAAAUUUUUUAGAUGGUGAACCCGAUUUUUGCUCAUGUCAUUAGGGUCACUCUAAAACUGUGAAAUUUGACAAAUCUGUUCUUUUUUAUCCAGCAAAAUUGGUCGAGAAAUGAAACGAAGUUGAUGCUUAAUACUUUUCUGAAUAGCUAUUAACUAUUUUUUUUCCGUCACAAAUCAUUCCUGAACGGCCGUGAUUGUUUCGGGCAGUGUGACGCUUAUUGCGAGACUGCGAAAGAAAAAAAAAACGAUGGCAAAAAAUGGCGUCCAGCCGCCGACCGGUCGCCCGGUUUCCGCCCAUCCGAGUUUCACUUGAUGGAUUUCCACUUUGUGUGUGUGUGUGUGUUUCAUUAUGUUUGUUUUCGAUAAAUGCUGGAUUUGGUCAUCAAAUGGUAGGUUUUGAAUGGUUGGAUCUAGUUCCUAUUCUUCUGCGUAUUUUUAUUAGGAUUUGAGAGGUUGGAAACGGAAGAAAUGGCUGUUUUUUCAACUCUUCGAUUUUUUGUGACGGGAUUUUUGAUAACAAACUAGCUUACUGUGUUGGAACUUGGUAGUCAAAAGUGAUAAUACAGAACAAUUUAUGGCAGUUCAAAAUUUUUUUUAGAAAAAACCAAGUUUUCUGUAGAGUUGACUGAAAAGAGAAUGUGAUCUGAUUUUAAUGAACGUUGAAAAAUUAAACAAGGCUUAAUGCUUAUGGAUUUUAGUUUGGAAAUUAAGCGUUAUGGGGAAGAACUAGUUUGCCCAAAAGUUCUUUUUGGAUUGUUUAAAGGAGCAUAACCAAUUUCCGAAAAGUCUCACUGGCCUUUAAAAGCCUUUUAGGAGAUAUUUUAGGUCACCUAAUGCUUCUCCGCCUUCCCGAAAUUGACUAUGACGAGGAAUCUUGAAAGGAGGUUAUAAUUUUUGAUCUUCGAAAAGGUCACUUUCCCUAGAUUGGCCAAAGUAUCGACGAUUAUUAUCUCUAAUAGACCCAAAAACAAAAACACGAACUAUGGCAAGGGAUCUUGAACUAAGGUUAUAAUUUUUGAUCUUUGAAAAUGCCACUUUCACUAGAUUAGCUGGGAUUUCGUCGAUUAUCUGGAAACUGGACUCAGCAACUUGAUCUUUUGAAAUUAUUUUCAAUUUGGCCAACUCCAGUUUGCACGAAGGAAACGAACCCGGAACAUGUGCGCGUUCCAAUCGGCGACGGCGAUUUUUGGGCUGUUUUUUGCUCUCUUCUCUGAAUUUCGGUCGGUUUCUCACCUGGGCACACGCGCGCCACGUUUCGUCGUACGGGUUUGCGUCUUUGCUGCGUGCGGAGGACGACACGGUCUCCGCAACGGAAAGGGCCCCAACAAAAACCCGUUUGCCGACGAUGACGACGGUUUUGAAGCAUCCGCCAAGCAUCGGAUGGCUUCUUCAACUUUUUCCCCCUCCUCCUUUUCCUACUCCCCUCUGA
Caenorhabditis auriculariae is the source of this 7080-nucleotide messenger RNA. NCBI's taxonomy places the organism in Eukaryota, Metazoa, Nematoda, Chromadorea, Rhabditida, Rhabditidae. The record is from the annotation of a GenBank genome assembly.